Molecule: messenger RNA, 1055 nt
Organism: Pyrus x bretschneideri (Chinese white pear)
Lineage: Eukaryota; Viridiplantae; Streptophyta; Magnoliopsida; Rosales; Rosaceae
Product: 30S ribosomal protein S10, chloroplastic
Exons: 4
Coding region: 94-693 (199 amino acids)
Biological process (GO): translation
Cellular component (GO): ribosome; small ribosomal subunit; mitochondrion
Molecular function (GO): structural constituent of ribosome; RNA binding
Source: RefSeq, a predicted model, not a curated record
AUAAUUCUACAAUCUACUGGCAGAGUGAGCAAAGCAGAGCCCUUCUUCUUUACACGGAGGGAAAAAGAGAGAGGGAGACCGAGUUCCAUUUCAAUGGCAGUUUCUUCCAUGUCUUCAAUCCUAAUUCCUUCACUUCCUCUCUCCAAUUCUUCUGCAUUUCCGACUUCCAAGCCAAAGCUUUCUUCUUUCGCUUUGCCCUCGGCCAACAAUGCCUUAAAGCUCAGAGCUUCAAGACCCUCACAGUCAUCCACUAGGGUUUUUGCCGCUCCUGAAGUCUUGGAGUCCCAGGAAACCCUAAUCCCACCUCCAGAAACCCUCGAGGUUGGAAGUUCUGAGACCCCGAGUACUUCAUCACUCAGUAUUGGUGGAGAUGGAGAUAAGGCCUCACCCAAGCAGAAAAUCAGGAUUAAACUGAGGUCUUACUUUGUGCCAUUGAUAGAAGAUUCCUGCAAGCAGAUAAUGGAUGCUGCUAGGAACACGAAUGCGAAAACAAUGGGUCCUGUACCCUUGCCAACUAAAAAGCGAAUCUACUGUGUUCUCAAAUCUCCCCAUGUCCACAAGGAUGCAAGGUUCCAUUUUGAGAUUCGUACCCACCAACGCCUCAUUGAUAUUCUAUACCCAACUGCACAAACAAUAGAUUCCUUAAUGCAACUUGACCUUCCUGCUGGAGUUGAUGUGGAGGUCAAACUGUGAAGAAGCAGGGCAGCAGCUUAGGUAUUUUUAUUUAUCAGCUUCUGAAGGUGUUGAAUUUCUUCGAAGAACAUGUGAAAGAGAAUACAAAGGUUCACGUUCAUUUUGUAGAGGGUGAAUGACUGCAGGAUUACGUUUAUCGAAUGCAUUUUGACCCUUUCCAGAAAUUCAUUUCUUUUGUGUAUGUUGUAAGCAAUUGUAAGCAAUUUCUGCCCUUGGAUCUCAAGUUGAAGAAUAGAGAUAAAGAGUUCCUCUUUUGACAUUAUUUUAUAUCGUUGUAGUUGCAUAUUACUUUUCUCUUUGAGGUAGUCAUGUUAGAAUUGUAUCAACUUCCUAAACAUGCAAUGUCAUUACCAUAUUAGUUC